Molecule: messenger RNA, 1463 nt
Organism: Lytechinus pictus (painted urchin)
Lineage: Eukaryota; Metazoa; Echinodermata; Echinoidea; Temnopleuroida; Toxopneustidae
Product: GPI transamidase component PIG-T-like
Exons: 8
Coding region: 1-1251 (416 amino acids)
Biological process (GO): attachment of GPI anchor to protein
Cellular component (GO): GPI-anchor transamidase complex
Source: RefSeq, a predicted model, not a curated record
AUGUUUAACAGGGACAGCUUUAAGAUGGACUGUAAGCUGAGGUAUGGCCAGGGGAAGUGGUGGAGCGUGCAGCAUGAAGCAUAUGGUAGAAACACAAGUCUUCUUCGCCAUGCCAGUCUUCCACGUGAGGUGGUAUGCACUGAGAACUUGACCCCCUGGAAAAAACUGCUUCCUUGUGACUCAAAGGCUGGUCUGGCAUCACUCUUCAAAGCUGAUAAGUUGUACAAUGCCCAUUAUCAUUCCUUGGCAGUCGAUAUACGACCAGUUUGUCGGUCAGGAAUGAUCCCUUGUAGGGAGUCAGCAGUACAGCUCAGUCAAUCACUGAAUGUUGUCUUUGGACCCUUGGCACAGAACAGACAAGGCACUCGCCAAGAUGUUUCUUUGAGAGUCCUGUUUGGGAAGGUUUUGAGUGGUCCAUGUCCAAUGGCAUCUAGCAGCAGGGUAAUCGUGGAUUUAUCAAAGAAUUAUUCUUCUAACCUCCUGACCCUCAGCCCUCCCCCCUCUGAAACCAUCAUCUCAUCUACUGGGGAGCGGAGCAUUGUUUAUGCUAUCUAUGAUGUCAAGGAAUGGUCAGCAAGAAAAGGCACACUUAAUGUAGCUCUCACCUGGACAAAACAACUCAAUUAUGGAAAUGUUAAAUCACCCCCUCUAUUGGCAUAUCGCUACCUGUCUGGCUAUGGUCAAGAGAAGGGAGGGGUGAGUUGUCUCCUACGGAACAACCUUGACCAACCGUUCAAGGUAAUUUACACUGAGACAUUUCCAUGGUAUAUGAGGCUCUAUUUACACACACUGCAGAUCAGGAUUGGGGACAGAAUUAUUGAACCAGAUAACGUCUUUUACGUGCCUGGUAGAGAUCGGUCCAACCCAUAUCUUCUUGAGGUCGUAUUAACCCUUCCUGCAACCUCUGACAUGACCCUCAAGAUUGACUUUGACAAGGCUUUUCUUCGAUGGACAGAGUACCCACCAGAUGCAAAUAUUGGAUUCUUUAUAAACGAUGGCAGUAUUGCAUCCAAGUUCUUCUUAUGUCUGUAUACAAAGCCUCUGUUAAUCCAGCUACCUACACCAGACUUCAGUAUGCCAUACAACGUGAUCUGCCUUGCAUGUACAGUGGUAGCUAUAGGCUUCGGCUCCCUUCACAAUCUCACCUCCAGGAGGUUUGACUUUGUUGACCAAUCCAGCAGUGUUGGCAGUCUGGGGAUGAAGUUGCUUGCUAAGUUCAGAAAGUUCAGGGAAAGUGGGAAGCGGAGUUAGAAAAGAAAAAAUGGGAGAAGAAAUAUGGGAGAAUGGUGGUAUAAAAGAUUAAGGAGACAAUGACAGGAGAUGAAGGCUUUUGAUGUUUCGUGUUUCUUCAAUAUGAUAUUGGGGUUGUUUGUCUUUAUCCCUUUUAUGAAUCUGUAUCUAUCAUGUAAUGAUUUGAAAUUUAGUUACAUCUGUGAUUUAUUAAAAAGAAAAUGACUCAUUAA